Messenger RNA from Folsomia candida, 574 nucleotides. RefSeq names its product fatty acid-binding protein, brain. Bases 106 to 507 code for a protein of 133 amino acids. Gene Ontology annotation, biological process: fatty acid transport. NCBI's taxonomy places the organism in Eukaryota, Metazoa, Arthropoda, Collembola, Entomobryomorpha, Isotomidae. The transcript has 3 exons. The record is from RefSeq and is a predicted model, not a curated record. Gene Ontology annotation, molecular function: fatty acid binding. Gene Ontology annotation, cellular component: nucleus; cytosol.
GGACCGGUAUAAAAGUAAAUUGCGCUCACGUAACGGCCAACUCAUCGCUAAUUCGUCGUCUGAAUCACAUCUCGUAACAAGAAAAUUCUUCUCUCUUUCGUCAAGAUGGUCUCAAUCGCAGGAAAGUACGAGUUUGUCUCGAGCGACAAUUACGACGAGUUCAUGAAGGCGUGUGGUGUCAGUCUCGUAACGAGGACGGUGGCUAACAAGUUGAAAAACCAGGUCGAAUUUAAGGACUUGGGAAACAACAAGUGGAACCAGAAGACCUUCUCAACUUUUAAGGACUUCGAGAUCACUUUCACCCUCGGAGAAAGCUUCGAGGAGCAGACGGCUGAUGGGAGAAAGUGCCAGGCCAUCGUCACCCGUGAAGGCGACACUUUGAUCCACAAGCAACAAUUAGAAGGAAUUGAGACCGUUGUAACCAGAGAAUUUAAGCCAAAUGGUGAACUCGUUUGCACCUUCAAGGCCAAGGACGCCGUGGCGAAGAGGGUUUACAAAAAGGUUUAGAAUUUUAAAAAUUGUAUAAAGUUGAAAUUUAAUAUCGGAAUUAAAUCAUUUGAACAACCAAAAUGUA